This is a messenger RNA of Amorphotheca resinae ATCC 22711, 606 nucleotides long. RefSeq lists its product as hypothetical. NCBI's taxonomy places the organism in Eukaryota, Fungi, Ascomycota, Leotiomycetes, Helotiales, Amorphothecaceae. The record is from RefSeq and is a predicted model, not a curated record. The coding region runs from base 1 to 606 and encodes 201 amino acids. Gene Ontology annotation, biological process: cellular response to oxidative stress. The transcript has 2 exons.
AUGGGUUCCACUGAAUUCCUCGCCGCCGUCAAGGCCCGCCGCACCUACUACGGCCUCAAGGCCGAGUCCCCCAUCUCUGACAAGAAGAUCCAGGAGAUCGUCAGCGAGGCUAUCCUCCACUGCCCCUCCAGCUUCAACAGCCAGAGCACCCGCGCCAUCGUUCUCCUCAAGAAGGAGCACGAGAAGCUCUGGGACAUCACCAAGGAUGUCCUCAAGGCCAUCGUCCCCGCUGAGCAGUUCGAGAGCACCGCACAGAAGUUGGACGGCUUCAAGGCCGGAUACGGAACUGUCCUCUUCUUCGAGAGCAAGACCGAUGUUGAGGCUAUGCAAUCCGCUUUCGCCCUGUACGCCGACCGCUUCCCACCGUGGGCCAGCCAAUCCGACGCCAUGAGCCAGUUCACCGUCUGGACUGCCCUUGAGGCCGAAGGCCUCGGUGCCAACCUCCAGCACUACAACCCCCUGAUCGACGCCAAGGUCGCCGAGGAGUGGAAGGUUCCCAGCGACUGGGUCCUCAACGCCCAGCUCGUCUUCGGUACCCCCGUUGGCGGUGCCGGCGACAAGACCUUCAAGCCCAUUGAGGACCGCCUCAAGGUCUACGGUGCUUAA